AUGCCCAUCUUAUCAGACACCACACUCUCUCACUCUCGCGGUGUCGCCUCCCGCUCGGAUCUCGCCCGUCCCCAUGAUGACGAGGACGCCUCGCAAGGCGCAUCACCUUCGAUCCCGACCAACGAUGCCACCGCCGCCAUCCACCUCCUGGCGGACACCGCGAUCAAGGACAUCCAACCGCUACUCCUCGGCAGUGACCCCGAGUUCUUCACCAUGCAUGGCGACCGACACCCUGGUCUCACCGUGUUCGGACUGGUCACCGACGGCCCCUUGGGUGACGCGUUCAGGUGGAACAAGGCUCUCUGGGAGGACCAGCCUCCGCGCUGGCAGCCUCGCGACCAAGAUAUCCUCGAACAUGUGCCGGUCAUGGACUAUACCGGGCCCAGCGGGGAGGACUGCAUGAUCGAUCACCGGAGCUCUGAAGACGAGCAGAGUACUGGAGGCAGCGAUGCCACUGCCGACGACAAGCAGGCCACAGGAGGUAGCGAUGCCUCUGGCGACGACGACCUGAGUACCGGAAGCAUCGACGCCAUCAGCGACGGCGAGCAGACUGGAGGCAACGACGGGACUGAGGGCGAGCAGACUGGAGGUAACAACGUCUCUGGUGACGAGCAGACUGUAGGAGGCCGGGAGAUUGCUGGCGACGAUUUGGAGGACGACUACUAUCCAUUCGCUGUCGGCUUCGAUCUCCCAGAACCGACGACGGCCGAGUGGCUCAAGACGGUCUGUCUGUCGUUCAAGAGGCUUUCAGUCGCACUCGUGUGGCAUGGCGUCGACCUCGACCUCUUUUUCAGCUGGCUUCCUGUUCCGACUCUGGUUGUGUUUGCGUGGCUGUCGCAGGAGAGAUGGGAGCCUCAAAACCCAUCGCUGCUCGCCAAGUCCAACGGCGGCGGCACGGCGGGCCACAUUAUCCCAGCGAAGAGCGGCUUCGGGAGACGGACAAGCCUUUCCACCAUUGUUCGCUAG
Molecule: messenger RNA, 966 nt
Organism: Cutaneotrichosporon cavernicola
Lineage: Eukaryota; Fungi; Basidiomycota; Tremellomycetes; Trichosporonales; Trichosporonaceae
Exons: 3
Coding region: 1-966 (321 amino acids)
Source: RefSeq, a predicted model, not a curated record